AUCUAAAAAUGGCGGCCAAAAAUCAAUUUUAAAUUGUGACAGCCGCGACCGCAGUUUUGUCACACAAUAAAUUACUUAUCAAGUAAAUAAAGCGCGUUCUCGGCGUUAGUAACUAGAAUGUUAGUCGUUUUUGUCCCUUAAAUGAGGCGUGACAUUUUUUCUGUUUAAAUCAGAGCAAAAGUUUCAACAUAUGAUCGUAGUUACUAUAAUAGUCGAUGAUGUAAGAAACAGUAUUACCACAGAGUACUUUAUUAUAUAGGUCUCGUAGAUCUCGCGAGUGUAUAGUUGCAUUGUUAUUGUCUCGAAGACUGUUGAAAAGUUCUCGCCAUGGAGGGUGAAGAUGGGAGUGUGGGGAAUCCCGAAAAAGAAGAUUAUGAGAGCAGUUCCCAUUCAACCCCGCAAGAACACAGGUCUUUUGCGGAGUUCGCUAAAGACAAGCUGGAUAGUGCGGGCCGAGAGUUGAGACGUCGCCUCCCCAUGGCUGGCCAGCUUGGCGCCCACUUGAUGCAUCCUCGGCGCUUGCUGCUGCACUCCACACCUACACAGCAUACUGAUGUUGUCUUGAUAUUCCCUAAAGGUCUACCAGACAGUAUGCUGCUAUGGCUUCUGCAGAAGUUGCGUGGAAGUCGGCCGAGGUUGCGUGUGUGCGUUCGGCAGCACGCGUCCUCACAGUGCUCUGCCUUCUACAUUACUGCUGAUGACGAUGUGCUUCUGCAAACGGCGGAGGAGAUGCAUCUACCAAAACAACUGAAGCCAGAAUUCGGUGGCGGUUAUAAAGAGUUCACAGUUCGAGACAUGCAUUGUUUUCAAAAGGGUUCCUCAGCGGCGGAACUGUUGAACUCGCAAGAGCGAGGCGCUCUAGUGAAGCAUGCUUUAGAGUCGGCUCGUGCGGAACCCGGCGACGAGCAUGCGUUAGAACCCGCACUUACGUUGAGGCCGGGACAGAGUAUUGUGCCAGCAUGCGUAAGCAGAGGUGUAGUGGCCAGUAUGUUUCCUCUGCACGAGAGAACCGCUUUGGAGAACCUCAGAAGGAAAUGGGUUAAAACCUUGUUUUCUCCACAGCCUAUAGAUGAGAUAAGUGAAUAUUUCGGUGUUAAAAUAGCAAUGUAUUUUGCUUGGCUUGGUCACUACACACAGUCUUUGACCGUGCCCGCAGUUGUAGGCUUCAUAUUUUGGAUUUGGCUCGGCACAGCAAAUGAUAAUUGGAAAGACAUAGCUUAUGUAUUAUUUUCGCUAUUUAAUGUACUCUGGGCGUGCGUCUAUUUAGAAACGUGGAAGAGAUAUUCAAAUGUGCUGGCAUAUAAAUGGGGAACAUUAGACCAGAGGGAUGAGCUUCUGGUAGAACCAAGACCAUUAUUUCAGGGAGAAAUGAGUACGAGCUCAGUGACGGGACGUCCGGAGCCAGUGUACGCGGCGUGGCGGCGUCGCGUGUGGCGGCACUGCGUGUCGUUCCCGCUGAUGUGUGUGUGCCUCAGCGUGGCCGCUGUCGCCACCUUCGCCUUGCUGAGAGCUCAGGAUUGGUGGGAAACAAACAUAAUAUACUUUACUUGGAUACCUCGUGCUUUACUUGCUAUUAUCAUAGCAGUUGAAGAGGAGGUAUACGCCAGAAUAGCGAGGUGGCUCAACGACAAAGAGAACUAUCGACUCGAGACAAAGUAUGAGAAUCACCUGAUUGUGAAAAUAGCAUUGUUUCAAUUCCUCAACUCGUUCAUGAGUUUGUUCUAUAUUGCGUUCUACUUGCAAGAUAUGGAUAAAUUAAAAGAGCAACUAGCAGUAUUAUUGAUAACGAGACAAGUUAUUGGGAACUUGAAAGAGUCUGCUCUGCCUUAUUUGAUUGAGAACUUGAGGCUCGCCAAGAUAUGUGUCGAUGUGUUUGGUGCUAUCAGUCCCAGUAAAAUACCAACAUCAGCUCAACUGACAGAACUAUUCGACAAGAAGACUGAUUCGUCCGGCGAUCCUCCGGAAAACAGUCUAGUUAAUGGUGCCGCGGAUAAAGAGGAUAGACGGGAUUCUGAACCUCUUGUGGGGCAGAAAGUCAUACACCAAGCUGAGUUGGAGUCACAGUUGUUUAGGUACGACGGCACAUUCGCGGAAUACCUAGAGAUGUUAACACAACUGGGCCACGUGGUGCUGUUCUCGUCGGCCUUCCCACUGGCGGCGGUGUGUGCGUUACUCAACAACGCGGCAGAAAUACGUGCUGACGCCUUCAAGCUGUGUCAUGUGGCGCAACGACCUUUUGGGGAGAGAGUCAAGAGUAUUGGGAGUUGGCAGCACGCAAUGGAAGCAAUGGUAGCAGUAGCCGUGUUAGUAAACUGCGCUUUAAUCGGUCUAUCUGGGCCCGUGCAUAGAAUGUUACCCGACGCCACUCCCGCGCAGACUAUACUCGUCAUUGUGGCUUUAGAGCACGUGAUCCUGGUAAUAGUUCUAGCGCUGCGCAUCGCGAUCCCCGAGAUCCCAGCGUGGUUAGCUACAGAGAUGGCCAAGGUGGAGUUCCAGCGAAGAGAGGCGAUUAAGAAUGCACAUGCACCGCUUAUGUCGGAAUGUACAAGCCAAGACGACAUUCGGCCGUCAGCUCGCAACACGCCGCGUACAGUUACACCGACCACUCCGAAACAGCCCGCAAACGAUAAAUCCGUGGAUAAGAAGAAACUAUUCAUUGGAAAGAUUCCUGAAAUACCGCCUUUCAGGCCUAAAGCGGCGUCUAUAACGGCGACGGAGCCACCCGUCACAGUGACUGGGUCACUACAAACGUUGCAGGACGUCAGCCCUACGAAGCCUAUACGACGUAAGGAAGUAGUCCCGGGUGCUCCGCUGUCCCUGCUGGGAGUGCGAGGGUUGAGGGACGAGCCCCUGCACAGGUCUGCGCACUGCAUCCCGCACCCCACGCAACAUCGACCACUCGUCAACCCCACACUGCAGGAGUUGUCCGGCAGUGUAAGCGCGGGCGGGUCGGAGCCCGACCUGAACGCGGUGCCGUCCGCCGCGCCCUCUAUCGACGCCAGCGCCACCUCCAGCGAGGACGAUAAACCUAAGGAUAAAGGCAGUCGUUCCCGAGCUAAAGCAGCGCUGGUAAAGCGCGUGCGUUCGGUGGCGGUGUUCUCGCUGGGGCUGCGGCGAGCGCGCGAGGCGGCCGCCGCCUCCGACAAGCACGCGCAUACGCCGCACACACCUGAUAAAUCCGGGGGUCUGCCAGCGCCGAUGUUAGGCGGCGAGCUGUCCCUCAUCCCUAUAGAACAGCUGAUACAAGUGGAGGACGUGAAGCCUCGCUCCACGUAGGCAACCACCUUUUGUACGUACAUGCUCCCCUAGUCCUUCUGUCUUUCAUAUUGUUGAAUAAACGCGAUUUUUUUCAAAUAAUUUCUUUAUUUCUAUGUCUUAUUUCACUGGUUUUAUUUAUUCAUUAAACAAAUGUAUUUACAUAUUAAAAAAAAAUAUCCUUGUUAAAACUAAAAAGCAUUUGUCCCCAUCGCUGUCGACUGGGAGCGUGCCCAAGAGGCUGGCAGCAUUACCUCGUUGGAUCGCCAUGCUGAUCCUUUGUCAGAGGUAAUAGCCAGACUUUUGGUUACGAGAAGUUUCUUUAUUUCUUCAAAAUUUUCGUACUUUUAUAGAUUACGAGAUUUUUUACUAAUUUUAACAUAGUUCUCUUUCUUCUUAAUGUAUAGUACUUUCUUAUUUUUUUGACAAGUAUGUGUUCAAAUAUUCGUUAGAAAUGCGACAUUAUGGUAGUAAGUAUUGAAUUUUUGGGUCAUCAUUGUUUUGCGAGACAUGAUCUCCCGAGACUUUUUCCAACUAUGUUGGGGUCAGCCCAAUGUGUUUUGCAAGACAUUGAGGAAAUAUUAAACCGAAUGAAGAUAUACAAAAGAGGUAUUGAUAUUUGUGUAGACGUAAUACCAACUCAUUAUUAUGAUUUGUAAAAAAUAAAAGGUUUGAAUCAGGAUUUUACAAAAAAUCUUCAAUUUACCAAGCAUUUAAAUUAGCAAAAGAAAAAUCUACCUUUUAACGAAAUCGCAUUUAUUCAACAAAAUGAAAAACCUCUCAUGAAACGGAGUACAACCUAGCUAGCUACUAGUUAGCGCCUGUCAUAGACUAUAGCAUAGCAUAGACAUACAAUGUAUAUUAACGUAGGACUCCUUUAGUUAUUAACCAUUCGUUUACUAGUAGUUAACAGUAUGUUAACGUUGCGUUAUGGAAAGUUCUCGAUUUGUUCGAAGUACAAAUUUUGUAAGCGUGUUUUUGCUUGGGAGUUUGGGUGUUAUUUUCAGUACUGUUACGAGAUCAGAGGUAGGCUUAAACAUUUUAUAGUACAGAAUAAAUUGUAUUGAAAAAUGCUCGAUAUGCAUAUUUUUUUUUAAUUAAAUUAUCAGGUGUUUAGGAUGAAAAAUAUAUCAAACUUGAGACCAUAAACAAAUUACAAUUCUAAUUUGAAGUCAUGAAUAAUAUCUAACGAAAAUGAACUUUAAGCCCUUGAAAUCAACCCCAUUUUACCCAAAUAGUACUGGAAUUAACGCCGUAUUUAUAUUGAAGUACAGUGGUAACAAUUUUUGUGAUAAGUACAGUUAGAAGAAGAGAUAUCAGACACAUCUCGUGUGGGAGUAAGGCUUUUUGAUGUAUUUUUACGUGUUUCGAAGACAUUUUUCGAUGUUAUAGUGCUGGGUCGAAUUGGCUACUUUUGUUCGAAAACUAGUAACGAAAAAUCAGCAUGGCCGAUGGCGGUAAUUUUACUCUAUGGUAACAUGUCAAAUCAGGUAUAAAAAUAUUUGUAUAGUGAAUGACAAACCUGCAGGUUGGUAACUGAAUGUUCAUUGUAGCUUUUGUUUUUCUAGUGAUUGGAAUUGAACACAGCCUGAAAUAUAUAAGAGAAACGCAUAUAAAUUUACAUUUAGGUAUCGAAACUAAUAUUAUUUCAAUGACCUAUAUAAGGAGGUAGCGUUUGAACAUGAAAUGAGGUCCAUGUUAAAGAGGCCUAAUAUUAAAAAAAAGUAUGGCACUAAAUAACACAGUUUUUUUAAGCAAAAGUAGCCAGUACAUUCAGCCAUUGAUGUUUUCAUUCUAAGGUUCUGUGUACCGCAACACAUAUAGUUUCCUAAGCUUUUCUCAUCAAAGCAAUCGUCUGACAAUAAUUUCGAGUUGCUCUUUGUAAUUUUGAUGGUUAUUUCUUUGACUUUUUUGCUUUAUUUAAACUGACCGGGAUGGGAGAUUUUUUAAUAAAAAGAAGAAUAAUCUCUGUAAGGUUAAGCAAACUAUAACCAGCCGUCAAAUCAUUGAUUUUGCUCAUGAGCGGCAAUUUCACAGCUGGUUAUGGAUUAGUCAUCUUUAUAGUUCAAUGUUGCAACUCACUCUAAAUGCCAUAUAGACAUAUUUAUUUUAAAGAGUUUUUGCAAAUAACAUACCUAUUCUCAUUUUUUUUCAGUCAUUCUCGAAAAUAAUUGGCACAAUUAGGAUUAAAUGACAAGAUUUAUAAAAAUACCGAAAAUCGGACCCGAUGCACAUUGGUUGUCGCUUCUCCGCUACCAAUCGAAUUCUAUCUAUAGCUUAAUUAUUUUUCAUUCCAAAUCCCGGUCGGUCUGUAAAUAGAACUAGCUAGUAAUCAAUUUGCACUGUAGUAAUCUUCUUAACACGGCUAGAACUACUUCACUCCUUAUUGUAUGUAGGAUAGUUCGCGUAUGUUGACAUGUCAUACCGUCAGUUGCAGAAUGGUCCAUUAAAGUUAAAGCUUUUUUAAAUCUAUUGCUGACUCUUUCUUUGUCAACAAGAAAAAAAGUGUUAGCAAUAGAUUUAGAGAAGCUUUAAUUUUAAUGGAUCUUUAUGCAACUGACGGAUAGUCGCGAUCAUAAGUAAUAACUAUAAAUAAAACUGAAAUCUGGAACUUGAAACUAUGAGAGUUAGUCCGGUUUUUUGUAACGUUUUAAAAUAAGAAGGUCUUCCAUUUUGUUUUGCUAACUUGUGACAUGUUGCUGUACGGUUAAUCAUAUUCAAACUUGGGUUUAUUAAAAGUUAGGUACAUGAUAAAUUGUUGGGGUGACUUAAAUUAUUUCAUAGACAGUGACAUCAGAAAAAUAGGUUUUAAGGUGUAUUUGAUUUGAGUUUCCUUGGAUUAAAUAUAGUAAGAUUCAAGUUACUGCAUCCGGGAUUAUUAAAAUAGUACUAAAAACUUCUGUAGCACAGUAUAGUUGAGUUCUACAAAAGUUUUUAGGGUACAGAGAAACUUUUGGUAUUGAAAAACUUGAAGUUCAUUGCACAUUGAAAUAAUUGAAUAAGCCUAAAAUCGAAAGUGUUUCUUUUAAUUCGUACCCACAUAAACAAAUAAAAUUGUUAAAUAACUUAGUUCCUAGAUGCCUAUCGAUAUAUCGAAUAAUUUUAGACGAAGGCAGCUCCAAUCUCUUCUCUGUCCGUUUCUGUUACAAAUCGCUCAUAGCACUGUCAAUUAACAUUGUAACAAAUUUUAUUUUAGCUACAUUGUAUCCAUUGUAAUUGUAUUUACGAAGUAUUAUCUUAGGUUGUCGUCUCGUCUAGUCCUUAAUUUUUACGCUAUUGUUGUAAAGUGUAUCAAGCGUACAGAUUAUUAAGAAAUGGAGUGGUUACUUCGAUCAUAAAAUUGUAUUCAAUUUCCUUAUCAAAUGAAAUGAUAUUAAAAUAUAGUUUUUUUUUUUUAUUAUUAUUAUUGUUCCCUGUUGAGAACAAUUAUUGAAAGUUAUUUCGAUCUGAUUACUCCCCUUUUCACUCCAUUUCUCACUGCUCUGUGAUCAGAUAUUUUUAGCAUAAUAUUUAAGCGCAAUGUAUCAAAACUAUGUAUUUCGAAGAGAGUAAUUAUUUUUAUCGUAUUUUAUGAUAGAGUAAAUAGAUUUAGUUGAGCUUUUUAUAGGCAAAGAGUUUUGUAUAUUGUUAGCUUAGCGUAUGAAUAUUUAGCGUUGUAAUUGUUAUUUAUUAAUGAUGUGCGUGGAUUCAUCAUCUGCUAUUAAAACUAUAUUUCAGACAGGUCGCAAUAUGAGACGAGCGAAAAUGUGAUAAAAAGAUUGGUGUUUGAUGUUGGUUUUACAUCUGACAAAUAAACAUUGACUUCGGACACUACUAAAUUUCAAAUAUCUUCAAACUGUAUGUUUCAAAGUAAUCUUUUUUUUUGGAGCCAGUCCAAUUAUGAUGAAUCAGUACUGUGAAAGUAUUAAGUGUAUGUACCGUAGUACAUACACUUAAUAUUAUAGCGGAUGGUGAAUUCCCGUCAGUAAACAGCUAAAUACUGAUAAAAUUAUGUUGCUAUAUAACAUAUGUUAUGGAAUAUUGAAACUUGACGUCCAUUGUUCAGAGAAGCUUUUAAAUCGCUAUCCAUCUUUAUUCUUUGAAGAUUUUUGUUUCGUAUGUACCCUUUUGUAUUUAAAACAUCUUGUAUAAUAUUAUAUUGAAUACAGCUGAAGGUAUAUUGAGAAAUCGUCAACAGAUUUUAGUAAUCUAUCGAAAUUCUCAAAUAUAAAUAAAUCAACUUUCUGAAUUUCAAAUAACCAAAAUAUUGACGACUUCUUCAACUCUAUUCAAAUCAUUUUCAUAAUCGCCUAUUUCUAAUAUAUUCCCUUAUCAACGUUUUUUCUUAUAGUUUGACGGCACUGCUUAUUUGGUUCGGUAACACUUUUACAUUUCAUCCUUCGAUUACAUUUUCACAGUGCCACAUUCUACGACUAGGUACAUCAUAUUCAAAAUCAAUUUCCAAAUCUAUUUUAAACUUCUCAAUGUUUUCUUCUUUAUCACUUCCAUUUUUAUAAAUCUUGCGGUACAAAAAGUAUUUGUUGUAUUUGCUAGAUUACUAUCUGCAAGGAAUACUGUUGAGUAAUCGAAUGUCUCUCGGUCAUCAGCACUUUGUACUACUACUAUACUUAACUGAGAUACAGAUCAACAGACCGUUUUAUGAAAAAAAUACAUGUUCCUAUAUAUUGCGAUAUAGAUAGAUAGAUGCGUCUUAUAUUUUGCGCAAUAAAACUUAUUUUCUUUCUUUCUUUCUAUAUUAAAUGGUGAAGCCAAAAAACCACAUAUGUUAUUUCAUGCAGAUAUUAAUCUUUCAAUAUGUUACAUGGUGUUGAUUAACUAGUAAAGAAGCUUCAUUCUAAAUAGUAACGUGUCGUAGAUAUUAAAUUUGUUGUUGUACUUAUUUUUUAUACGGGAUAUUGAUAAACGUUGCAUUUUUGUGUAGAUUACAGAUUAAAUUCGCAGAAUAAAAAUUUAA
Messenger RNA from Helicoverpa zea (corn earworm), 8209 nucleotides. It is a transcript of the gene wwk, whose product is annotated as anoctamin-8-like. Bases 328 to 3276 code for a protein of 982 amino acids. The record is from RefSeq and is a predicted model, not a curated record. The transcript is spliced from 24 exons. Gene Ontology annotation, biological process: chloride transmembrane transport. Gene Ontology annotation, molecular function: chloride channel activity. Gene Ontology annotation, cellular component: plasma membrane. Lineage: Eukaryota; Metazoa; Arthropoda; Insecta; Lepidoptera; Noctuidae.